Messenger RNA from Daucus carota subsp. sativus, 1163 nucleotides. Its product is annotated as probable protein phosphatase 2C 58. The coding region runs from base 126 to 986 and encodes 286 amino acids. Gene Ontology annotation, biological process: peptidyl-threonine dephosphorylation. The transcript has 5 exons. The record is from RefSeq and is a predicted model, not a curated record. NCBI's taxonomy places the organism in Eukaryota, Viridiplantae, Streptophyta, Magnoliopsida, Apiales, Apiaceae. Gene Ontology annotation, molecular function: protein serine/threonine phosphatase activity.
UACAAAUUUUAUAUAUUUGUAGCCAUUAUUGUCUCUCUCUUUCUCUUUCCAUAUUCCAUUAAGUCCUUCCCACUCUCACCUUCUUUAUUCAAGUUAGUUAAGAAGAAGAUAAACUCGGAGCUCUCAUGGCGGGAAGAGAGAUUCUUCACAAGAUGAAGGAAAAAGCUUGCUUCUCCAUAGCCACACCAGCAAGCCCAGACACCGGAAAAGGGAAGCAAAAAACGUCAAGGCAUGUGACCCAUGGGUAUCACCUUGUAGAAGGAAAAUCCAACCAUGCUAUGGAAGAUUGUUUAGUUUCUGAAAUGAAGGAAUUGGAUGAUAAUCAGUUGGGUUUAUUCGCAAUUUAUGAUGGUCACAUGGGACAUAGUGUUGCUCACUAUUUGCAGUCAUACUUGUUUAACAACAUAUUGAGAGAGCAUGACUUUUGGAUCGACCCAGUUAGCGCCAUAAGAAGAGCUUAUCAUACUACUGAUAAGGACAUAUUAGAUCAAUCGAAAUAUCUAGGAAAAGGCGGGUCAACUGCUGUUACAGCAAUAUUGGUAAACGGCGAAAAGCUUGUAGUUGCAAACGUUGGAGAUUCAAGGGCUGUUAUAAGUAAAAAAGGUGUGGUUAAACAGUUGUCAAUAGACCAUGAGCCAAACAAGGAGAAAAAGACGAUUGAAAGCAAGGGUGGUUUUGUAUCAAAUCUUCCAGGUGAUGUCCCUCGAGUUGAUGGACAGCUGGCAGUAGCAAGGGCAUUUGGGGAUAAAAGCUUAAAGAGACAUCUUAGUUCUGAACCAGAUAUUAUAGUGGAGAUGAUAGAUGUUGAUACGGACUUCAUCAUAUUGGCAAGUGACGGGUUGUGGAAGGUGAUGUCAAACCAGGAAGCAGUUGAUUCGAUCAGAAACAUACGGGACCCAAAGGUAGCUGCAAAGCAUUUGGCCGAGGAGGCUCGUACUAGGAAAAGCAGGGAUGAUAUUUCCUGCAUUGUUGUAAGGUUUCAAUAGUUUCACUUCUGUAAGCCUUUAAGUUCUACACUUCCAUUCUUUUACCAGAAAACACCAGUUUAAUUUGUAAAUGGGAGACGAAUUUCUCAACUGUCUUCAAAUUUGGGAUGACUAGGCUCCUGAUGGUUCUUGUAUAGAAUCUUAUUGUCUAAUAAUGUCAAUUUUCAUUCUUCGUCA